Nicotiana tabacum (common tobacco) is the source of this 2085-nucleotide messenger RNA. The record is from RefSeq and is a predicted model, not a curated record. Lineage: Eukaryota; Viridiplantae; Streptophyta; Magnoliopsida; Solanales; Solanaceae.
GUAAAAUGCUCCCAUUCGGAAUCCUUAUGCUAAAUUUGCAAUUUCCAAAAAGUCAGCUCCACUGCUAGUCCCAAUCAUUCUAGUUCUAGAGAGAAGAAGAAGAACAAGAGUGAGAGAGGUCUAGAGCCUUUCAAACUCUUUUUUUUUUCUUCUCAUUUUUUUCUUAGCACAUUUUAUCUUCUCUCUCUUUCGCCGCCAUGGACGGAGGCGCCGGCGCUCAAGUCAACACCGCCCGUGGCGGCGCUGAACCAGUCGGAGUUCAGAUCCAGCAGAGUCGGAGGUUGCCGGAUUUCCUUCAGAGUGUAAACUUGAAGUACGUUAAAUUAGGUUACCAUUACUUGAUCUCUAAUUUAUUGACUCUUUGUUUGAUUCCUGUAAUGGCUGUGAUUUUAAUUGAAGCUUCACAAAUGAAUCCUGAUGAUAUUCGUCACUUAUGGCUACAUUUGAAGUAUAAUCUAGUCUCUGUUAUUAUUUGUUCGGCGGUUUUAGUUUUCGGAUCCACGGUUUACAUCAUGACCCGGCCGCGCCCGGUUUAUUUGGUUGAUUACUCUUGUUAUAAAGCUCCUGAUGAACUCAAGGCUCCUUAUGAACGGUUCAUGCAGCACUCGCGGCUCACCGGUGAUUUCGAUGAGUCUUCGCUUGAGUUUCAGCGGAAGAUUCUAGAACGUUCUGGCCUCGGAGACGAGACCUAUGUUCCCGAGGCCAUGCAUCAUCUUCCCCCGCAGCCUUCUAUGCAGGCUGCCAGGGGAGAAGCUGAGCAAGUUAUGUUUGGUGCACUGGAUAAUUUGUUUGCUAAUACCUCUGUGAAGCCUAAGGAUAUAGGUGUACUUGUUGUAAAUUGUAGUUUGUUCAAUCCGACGCCAUCGCUUUCGGCUAUGAUUGUGAACAAGUAUAAGUUGAGAGGUAAUAUAAGGAGUUUUAACCUGGGAGGUAUGGGUUGUAGUGCUGGUGUGAUUGCGGUUGAUCUUGCUAAGGACAUGUUGCAAGUGCACAGGAAUACCUAUGCUGUUGUUGUUAGUACUGAGAAUAUUACUCAGAAUUGGUAUUUUGGGAAUAAGAAGUCCAUGUUGAUACCAAAUUGUUUGUUUAGAGUCGGGGGUGCAGCUGUUCUGCUGUCUAACAAGUCUGUGGAUAGAAGAAGGGCAAAAUAUAAGCUUGUUCAUCUUGUUCAUGUUGUUAGGACACAUCGUGGGGCUGAUGAUAAGGCGUUUCGUUGUGUUUACCAAGAACAGGAUGAUGCUGGGAAAACUGGGGUAUCUUUAUCGAAAGAUCUCAUGGCAAUCGCUGGUGGAGCACUUAAGACGAAUAUCACUACCUUGGGUCCUCUUGUUCUACCCAUCAGCGAGCAGCUUCUGUUCUUUGCUACUCUGAUAAUAAAGAAAAUAUGCAAUAAGCAUGUGAAGCCUUAUAUUCCAGAUUUCAAGUUGGCCUUUGAUCAUUUCUGCAUACAUGCUGGUGGAAGAGCCGUUAUUGACGAGCUGGAAAAGAAUUUGCAGCUGACGCAGGUUCAUGUUGAGGCAUCUCGAAUGACACUGCACCGCUUUGGAAAUACUUCGUCCAGCUCCAUCUGGUAUGAACUGGCGUAUACAGAGGCCAAAGGAAGAAUGCGGAAAGGUAACAAAGUUUGGCAGAUAGCAUUUGGAAGUGGUUUUAAAUGUAAUAGUGCUGUUUGGCAGGCACUGCGAAAUGUAAAGCCUUCUCAAAAUGGUCCCUGGGAAGAUUGUAUUGACAGGUAUCCUGUAAAAGUAGUCUCAUAACACGGCAGAGAUCAUGAUUAUGCAGGUCACGGUUAUUAGUAGAUGCUUCAAUGGCCAUGUCCUCUCAAGUUACAUGUACUUCAUGGCGCCUCUUUGCUUGAAGCUUAGUGAUGCUCUGCCUCCAAUUUUCCCGUUUACUUUCAAUUCAUGAAUCAAGCAUCAGUUUUUCUUUUCUUGGUUAGGGCCUGAUGCUAAUUAGUGUUGUACCAUUUCAACCUUUACUCGUAUCUUGAUAUGUGUAGUGAGUGCUAUUCUGAUAGUUAGUGAACUUGUUUCAAUGAACAUUUCUUCAUGAUUGAAUUUGUGAGUAGGCCUUACUUAUUUCUCA